Closterium sp. NIES-65 is the source of this 9018-nucleotide messenger RNA. Lineage: Eukaryota; Viridiplantae; Streptophyta; Zygnematophyceae; Desmidiales; Closteriaceae. The record is from the annotation of a GenBank genome assembly.
AUGAAGAACUUCAAGGCACAGCUGAUCGACACAGCAGGAGUGAUAGCGCGCGUGAAAGAGCUCUUUGUGGGGCACAGGCAGCUCAUUCUCGGCUUCAACACCUUCCUGCCCAAGGGCUACGAAAUCACCCUCCCCCCCGAACCCACAACUCCAGUCCCCGCCCCCGCGCCCGCACCUCCGCCUCAGCCUCGGUCCGCGCCUCCUGCGGUGGCUCGGCCGCCCAUCACCCCAUCCGGACCUGCAGGGCCCAUGCCGGUUGCUCCUGCUGGUGGGAUUCCCCUUGGGCCUGGAGCAACCAGUGCAGCACCUCCCCAUGCAGCAUUGGCAGUGCCGCAUGGGGGUGCUGGGGGUGGGACUGUAGCAGCCACGCGCACCCCGCCCCUCCCUGUAGCGCCAGUGGGAGCAGGCACAGGCGCAGGAGCAGGAGCAGCAGCGGUUGCUCCUGGUGCAGGUCACGCUGGGGGAGGUGCACCUGCCGCCGCUGCUGUGGCUGUGCCUGGUAGUGGUGCUGCUGCUGUUGCUCCUAGUGCGGCCGGUGCUCCUGGCGGUGCUGGUGCUGGCGGUGCUGGUGCUGGCGCUGGUGCUGGUGCGGGUGCUCCUGCUGGUGCUGCUGCGGCUGGGCCUGCAGCAGCAGCGGGAGGAGCAGGAGGAGCAGCGGGGGCGGCAGUGGCGCCAGCUGCUCGGAGCAAGAUGGUGGAGUUUGACCAGGCUAUCAGCUAUGUCAAUAAGAUUAAGGCCCGCUUCGCGGACGACGAGUCGGUGUACAAGAGCUUUUUAGAGAUCCUCAACAUGUACCGCAAGGGCAACAACAACAUCGGAGACGUCUAUAAGGAGGUGGCAACCCCAUUCAAGGACCACUCGGACCUGCUGGAGGAGUUCACCUUCUUCCUGCCGGACUCUGCUGCUGCUCGUCAUGCAUCAAUUGACUUGAUCCAAUUCCUUGCGUCUUUCGUCCCUUCCCCAUGCGCACCCACUCCCUUCAGUGGCAUCUCUGGCUGCUUCUGCCGUUGUGUGGUGGCGGUGAUGGCUCACCGAGGAGUGGGAGGGGUGCAGCAGGCUGGGGAGGAGGGCUCUCACAGAAAGCAGCCUCUGCUGCUGGACCUGCAGAAACCCCCCCGAGAUGCAGAGAUGCAGGUGGAGGAGAAACGGGUUGGGCUGGUGCCGCCACAGCUGCACCCGCAGCCGAUGCAGGUGGAUGGGACUGGGAAGGAGGGGCAUGGGGAGUGGGGGCAGCAGCAGCAGGAGGAGCGGGAGGGAGGGGCGCAUCCUGUGGUGCAGCCGCCGCAGCAGGCGCAGCAGGGGCCGAAGCGGAAGGGGCGGAAGGGGGAGGAGGGAGGGAAGAAGAAGGAGCUUGCGGGAGCGGCAGGGGAGGGUGCAGGAGCGGACGAGAGGAAAGGGAGCAGGGCCCUGGGCAUGCACAGGGAGUUGGCGUUUUUCGAGAGGGUGAAGGCGAGGGUGCGCAGCAGGGAGGUGUAUCAGGAGUUCCUCAAGUGCCUCAACAUCUUCUCCCAGGAGAUCAUCGCCCGCGCUGAGCUGCAGAGCCUCGUGGGGGACAUCCUCGCCAAACACCCCGACCUUGUCGAGGGCUUUAAUGAGUUUCUGGCUCGAUGCGAAAAUCUAGCUGGGAAUGAAGGUGCUCAACGACGUGUGGUGUCUCCCCCAACCACCACUUCCUCUCCCUGUCGCCCCAUCCCUCCCCCUUGUCCCCCCCUUUUCCCCCCUCUGCUGCAGCAAAUGCGCCCCGUGUCGUGCCAUCGCAAGGAGCUGGGAAUGAAGGCGCUCAUUCACGUGUGGCAAAUGCGCCCCGUGUCGUGCCACCGCACGGAGUUGGGAAUGAAGCAAAUGCGCCUUGUGUCGCGCCAUCGCACGGAGCUGGGAAUGAAGGUGCUCAACGACGUGUGGGUGUCCUCCACCUCUCUCCUCCCCUCUUCCCCCUGCCUCCAACCCCCUUUCUUCCUCUUGCAGCAAAUGCGUCCCGUAUCGUGCCACCGCACGGAGCUGGGAAUGAAGGUGCUGAACGACGUGUGGGUGUCGGUGACGUCAGGCAGUGAGGACUACUCGUUCACGCACAUGCGCAAGAACCAGUACGAGGAGUCUCUCUUCCGCUGCGAGGACGACCGUUUCGAGCUGGACAUGCUGCUGGAGUCCACGGCAGUGACAGCACGGCGAGUGCAGGAGGUGAUCGACCGCAUGCACGGCAUGACUGACGCUGAGCGGAGUGGCUUCCGGGUGGAAGAGAGCCUCACAGCCAUCAACAUGCGGUGCAUCGAGCGCAUAUACGGCGACCACGGGCUGGACAUUCAAGAGCUGGUCAAGCGCACGCCAGCGGUGGCGCUGCCGGUGGUGCUGCAGCGGCUGAAGCAGAAGCAGGAGGAGUGGGUGCGGUGCCGGGUGGAGAUGAACCGCGUGUGGGCGGACGUGUAUGCCAAGAACUACGCCAAGUCGCUGGACCACCGCAGCUUCUACUUCAAGCAGCAGGACAAGAAGAGCCUCAGCAUGAAAGGUCUGCUGUCUGAAAUUCGGGAGCUGAACGAGCAGAAGCACAAGCAGGACGAGGUGGUGGCGGCACUAGCUGUCCCCACACGCCGCCCGCUCAUCCCGGAUGUCCGGAUGGCAUACAAUGACGCCGCCAUCCACGAGGAUCUCCACGAAAUCAUUAAAUUCUCAACAGAGGAAGUGUGCAACUCGCCAGAGCAGUCUGCUAGGGUUAUGAAGCUCUGGACGGGUUUUAUUGAGAUGUUUUUGAAUGUGCCCGCGGUCUGGUCGAAAGUUGUUGCUGAGGAGAAAGCUGCCCGGGACGCGGAGAUUGCUGCCCGAGAAGCUGCGAGGGCUGCCCGGGGGGGGCGUGAGGGGGAGUGGAAUGGAGAGGUUGGUGGGGGAGAGGGGGAGGGGGAGGGGAGGGAGAGGAGUAGAGAGAAGGGCAGAGGAGGGGAGGAGAGGAAGCGGGAGAGGCAAAGUGGGGAGGCAGAGGGGCAGAGGAAGAGAGGGAGGCAUGAGGGGGAGGGUGAUGGGGCGGGGGGUAUUAGUGAGGGGCAGAGAUCAGGGGGUAGGGAGGCGGGGUGGGAUGGGCUGGAAGAGGGCGAAUUCAAUCCUGGGGGAAAGGCGUCAGAGGGAGCAGGAGGGGGAGAGGAAGAAGAGCCUCAUGUGGUGAGGAAGAGCAGAAGCAGCUUGGUGCACGUGGGUGGAGGGGGCGGGGGCGGAAAUGGGGGAGGAGCAGGGGCGGGAGGGAUGGUGAAUGGGGCAGCGCUGGGGGGAGCAGCAGGGAAAGGCAAGGAUGCUAGUUCACGAGCUGCCGCUGCUGCUGCUGCUGCUGCUGCUGCUUCGGCUGCUGCUGCUGCAGCAGCAGCAAAGAGGAGGAAGAGGGGGAGGAGGGAGAGGGAGGAGGGGGAGGAUGAGAGUGUGAGGUCGGAGGGGUCUAGUGCGGGCGAGUCUGAUAGUGGGGGCGAUGAGAGGAGGAGGCAGAGGCGGAGGAGGAGAGAGAGUGAGGGGCGUGAGGAUGAGGAGGGGAGAGGGGAGGAGGAGGAAGACGAGGAGGAGGCAGAGGAUAGGGAAAGCGGGGGGGAGAUGGGGGAGGAGGGUGGGGCGGGAGACGAGGAGGAGGAGGAUGAAGAGGAGGAAGGGGCGAGGGGGUGGAUAUCGGGGCUGGGACCCAAGGAGAGGCGGUACAGAGGGGGGAAGAAGUGGGGGAAGCAUUGGUACAAGGCGUGUCGCCCUGUGGUGGCUCAUAGGGAUUCGUUUGAAGCAGCUCGUUUGGAGCUUCGUGGUAUACUAGCUGGUGGUAUACCACCCGCUGGUGUGCCUCUGCUGCUCCCUGCUGCUGCAGGAGAGGGUGUGGGGCGCAAAGGGGGGGAUAGUGGGAAUGGGAGGAGGGGAGAGAAUGGUGCUGGUGGGAUGGGAGAGGGCGGGAGGGUGAGGAAGGGGAAGGGGCGAGCAGAGGCAGGGGGAGACGAGGAGGGCAAGGAGGGGAGGGAGAGGGAGGAGAAGGAGGAGAGGGAGAAGGAGAGGGAGAGGGAACGAGAAAGAGAGUUGUCUGAGGAGCUGUGGGGAAGAGCGCAGGCAGAGGCAGGGGCGAGCAGAGUGAUGUAUGGCAACGACAGCAUGUACAUGCUCUUCCGAUUGCACCAUACGCUGUACGAGCGCAUUCUGAGUGCCAAGGUGAAUGCGCGUGCAUCAGAGGAGAAGUACCGUGCACUCAACCACUCCGACCCACCCGACCUCUACGCCAAGUUCCUGGAGGUGCUGUACAACCUGCUGGACGGGCAGAUCGACAACACCCGGUUUGAGGACGAGUGCCGUGCUGCCAUCGGCACCCAGUCCUACGUGCUGUUCACCAUUGAUAAGCUCAUCUACCGCCUCGUCAAGCAGCUACAAGCGUGUGCGGGGGACGAGGUGGGGGCGAAGCUGCAGCAGCUGCACGACUACGAGGUGGCCAAGGGGGCGCGCGGCUAUGUGGACCUCGUUUACCAGGCCAACGCGUGUGCGCUCAUGCAUGACGACUCCCUCUAUAGGAUCGAGCUGCUAGCGCAACAGCCAGGCGAGGGCGAGAUGACGGUGCAGCUGAUGGAGGGCGGGCCGGAGAAGGUGGAGGUGCCGGCAGCAGCCAUGGAUUCCGCCUUCCUGCACUACCUCUGGCACUUCCUGCACUCGCCUCCCUCCCACGCACCCGCGCGUGGUCAUGUGUUCCUCGCCAGGAACGUGAGAAAGGCAUCAUCGUCUUCAUCCUCAGCAGCAGCAGCAGCAGCAGCAAAGAGGGGGCGCAGCAAGGAGGACGAGGAGAGGGCAGCGCUGGAGAGUGUGCUUAUAGUGAACGGCCUCGAGUGCAAGCUCUCCUGUGUCACCUCCAAGGUGUCUUAUGUCCCUGGUAGUGACACGGAGGACUACCUGUUCCGCCACAAGAAGCACCGCCGACCCAGGAGUGUCCUAUGUACUAGACACGGAGGACUAUCUGUUCCGCCACAAGAGGCACCGCCGGCCCAGGAGUGCUUCCCAGGCACCAGCGCUGCCGCACAAGGCCCAGGGGACAGCUGGCACGCAGGGAUUGGCCGAGCGCUCGCACCGAGCGGCAAGGCGGUUACGGCGUUACCAGCAGUGGAUUUCGGCAGGCGUGCCCCCGCCCUCCUCAUGAUGGGUUUUUUCCGAUUAAGCACACUUCCUCAACGUUCGCUGCUUACUGUCGCACGGAGCAGCAACGAAGAACCCCUUCCUUCUCGCCUCACUUCGUUCCCUCUCCCCCCCGGUUCUCGCGCCUCCUCUCCCCCGUCGUUCGCGCCAAUGGCGGCGGCGGCGGCGUCCGCGGCGCUGGGCGAUCUGCUGCUGCUGCAGGGGCAGGCGAAGCGCGACCCGGAGGGGUACCGCGAGGAGUUCGAGCGGCAGCACCGGCACUACCGCGCGCUGCUCGCCGUGUUCUCUUUAAAGCCCCACGCGGAGAGCAAGGAAUUCGGCGACCUCGUCAUGUUCCUCGCGCAGCUCGCCCCCUUCUACCGCAGCGCCAUGGGAGGGUUCCCGGGGGAGGUGAUGGGGCUGCUGCAGUCCCACGUGGACGUGCUUCACCCAAUGCUACGCCGCCAGCUGGCACACGCGCUCAUCCUCCUGCGCAACCGCCAGCUAUUGGGUCCCACGGACCUCAUUCCGCACUUCUUCCGCCUCUUCCGCUGCCCCGACAAGGCCCUUCGCAAGCUGGUGUUCUCCCACAUCGUGAACGAUAUCCGGCGGCUCAACCAGAAGCACCGCCACGAGGGGGUCAACAGGCCCAUCCAGAACAUGCUCUUUUCCCUUGUGCAGGAGGAGAAUGAAAUGGCAGCCAAGAAAUCACUAGCAGUGCUCAUCGAGCUCUACCGACGAAAAGUUUGGACCGACGCCCGCACCGUGAAUGUGAUCGCGACGGCUUGCCUGCACCCGUGCACGCGCAUCAUGGUGGGCGCGCUCAAGUUCUUUAUGGGGGCGGACCGGCAGGGCGAGGGGGAGGACGGGAGCAGUGAGGAGGAGGACGAGGAGGAGAAAAAGAACCGCAGCAAGGAGAACUCUGCUCUCGCUCUCGACAGGAAAACGGUCUACACGGCAUACCACAAGGGCACGCCAGCCAGCAAGCGCAAGAAGCAGGCAAAGCUGAAGCGAGUGAUGAAGGGUCUGCGGAAGCAGCAGCGCGCCGUGAUGGGCGGAGGGGGGGAAGGCACGGGGGAGGGCGAAGGGAACAUGCACUUCGCUGCGCUGCACUUGCUGCACGACCCUCAGGGCUUUGCAGAGAAGCUCUUCAGCCGCGUGUCCACGUGCAACGAGAAGUUUGAGGUGAAGCUGCUGAUGCUGAACGUGGUAUCGCGGGUCAUGGGCACACACCGAUUGCUCCUACUCAACUUCUACCCCUUCCUGCAACGCUACCUCAUGCCGCACCAGAGGGAUGUGACGCACCUCCUUGCCAUCGCCGUGCAAGCCUGUCACGAUCUGGUCCCCCCAGACGCAGUAGAGAGCAUGGUGAAGCAGGUCGUGAACCUCUUCGUUCACGACCGAGCAAGGCCAGAGGUCAUAGCAGUGGGGCUGAACGCAGUGAGGGAGGUGUGUGCGCGCAUGCCCCUGGUGAUGGGCGAGGAGCUGCUGCAGGACCUGGCCAUGUACAAGAAAGCCCGCGAGAAGGCCGUUGCAGCUGCUGCUAGAUCGAUCAUUUCCCUGUUCCGAGAGGUGAAUCCGUCGCUGCUGCAGCGGAAAGACCGGGGCAAGCCGGGGAAGGCAGGGGAAGCUGUGCAACCAGUGGCGUUUGGCCACGUGGCAGUGUCUGAUCAUGUGCCUGGGAUUGAACUGCUGGGUAUUCCGGAAGAGGAGGGUGAUGGGGAGGAGGGGAGUGAGGAGGGAAGUGAUGAGGGGAGUGAAGGGGAGAGUGAGGAGGAGGGAGGUGAGGAGAGUGAGGAGGAAGUGGAGGGGAGUGACGAGGAGAUGGAAGAGGGAGAGGAGGGAGAGGAGGGGGAGGAGGUGGAAGGGGAUAGUGAUGAGGAGGGGAGUUCAGGGAGUGAGGAGGUGGAGAGUGAGGGAGAGGAGGAAGAGGAGGAAGAGGGGGAGGAAGAGGAGGAGGAGAUGGAGCAAGUCAGGCCAGGAAUUUCCAGAAAAAGAAAGGCAGAGGGGGAAGCAAGUGGAGAUGGAAAGCGGAAGCGAGAAGGACCGGUGAAAGUGGAGGGUGCGAGUCUGAGGCAGCUGAAACGACUGGCAGCACAAGGGGAAGAGAAAGCCGGAGAGGAAGCAGGUGGAGGGAAAGCAGGGCAGAAGGGGGAACUGGAGGAGGAGGAGGAGAAGGAUGGGUUUCUGUCAACAGAGGAUUUCAGGAAGAUCAGGAGGAUGCAGGCGAAGCAGGCUGCUGAGUCCAUGUUGAGGCGCAAGGGCAUGAAGAAGGCGGCUAAUGCGCUCGCUCACUCCCAUCAAGCACGCUCGCACUCUCUCAGUGACCGCCGCGUGGACGCGUCUGACCUGGAGGUGAGUCGUGCUGAAGAGAAAGAGGAAAGCAGAGGUGAUGAUGCACUCGCCCACAUGCACUCGCCCACAUGCACUCGCCCACCUGCACUCGCCCACAUGCACUCGCCCACGUGCACUCGCCCACAUGCACUCGCCCACGUGCACUCGCCCACAUGCACUCGCCCACGUGCACUCGCCCACGUGCACUCGCCCACAUGCACUCGCCCACAUGCACUCGCCCACGUGCACUCGCCCACGUGCACUCGCCCACGUGCACUCGCCCACGUGCACUCGCAUCAAGCACGCUCGCACUCCCUCAGAGUGCACAUAAAGGCACGGAGGGACAAGGAGGAGCGCAUGGCAGCAGUGCUGGCAGGCAGAGAGGACCGCAGCUUCUUUGCCAAGUCGAAGAUGAAGCAGCAGAAGGUGGGUGGAACGUCCAACAGAGAGAAGGAGAAGCGCAAGGCAGCGCCCAUGGCAGCACAGCGAAUGAAGCUGAAGAGGCGCACGCAGGGCAAGCGGCGCACGCAGGAUUCACACUUGCAAGGCCUAGCCAUGGCGUCCGUCAAGCGCACUGUCGCCGUCGCAUUGGCUUUCGUCCUCGCGCUCGUCGCUGCGUACACCGCUGUUCACAGCGUCGCCCUCCUCGCACCCACGCGCGCGCGCAACUCUCGUCCCCUUUCUUCCCAGGACUCGCUGACUUCCGAGUCGACCCAAAAGAACUCUCCUCGCUCCCUCGCACCCACGCGCCCACGCGACUCUCGUUCUCUCUCCUCCAAGAAUUCGUAUAUAAGGCUGUUCGCAUUCACCGCACCCGUCAGAAACCCACAGUCAAGCGUGAAUGACGCCGCAAUCCCCGCUGUGGUCCCCAGGCCCGCGCCGCCGAAGCUGCAGCAGCAGCCCGCGAUUCACGCUCCCGCCGACAGCGCUCCGCUCGAGCGCGUGUGCGGCUCGCCAGCCGUCGACGGCUACGCGCACGUGAACGCCACGUGUCUAGAAGCGUCGCCCACGAAUCGCAUGUGGUGGUCCAUGCAUCCUCAGGGAGGGAGGAGCGGAGAGGGGUUGGAUUGCCACAUGGAGCGGGAAGUGAGCUUAGAUGGGCUGGCCGUGCGGUGGGGCAUCGGGCACAAGACCACCACUCCAGAGCAAUGCUGCCAGGCCUGCAGGACCUACACCACACCCGGGCGGGCCCUUCCCCCCCUCCUUACAACAGCUGGUUCUUUUGCCUUCUUCUUAUUCCACCACCCCUCGCCUGUUCUCUUCCCACCCCUUCCCCCCAGGGACCACAGACCGGACCCACAAGUUGCAGAUCCCUUUGCGCACCUCCCCUGCAACGUCUGGGUAUUCUGCUGCGCUCCGACCUGCUUUGAACCCGACGCGCACACGCACACCUUCGGUGACUGCUGGCUCAAAUUCUCUGAAGCCCCGCAGAGCCCCGAGGUGAACGCGCGGGGGGAGUACCCUCGGGAACUCCGUGCGAGGCAUGCCGAGGCGCCUGAGCGGUGCCAGUGGGUGGCUGGGGUGCUGCUGCCGCCCGGACAGACUCUCACCAACGGCACGUGGAGCCCGAGGCAUGAGUGGUAG